Molecule: messenger RNA, 1254 nt
Organism: Plasmopara halstedii
Lineage: Eukaryota; Oomycota; Peronosporomycetes; Peronosporales; Peronosporaceae
Product: Predicted Rho GTPase-activating protein
Exons: 2
Coding region: 1-1254 (417 amino acids)
Molecular function (GO): protein binding
Source: RefSeq, a predicted model, not a curated record
AUGACGUCUGCAAACCCGGAGUGUAAUGACGACUGCAAGUGGCAGAAGCAUGUGGACAUUAAAUCUGGAUCGACUUACUACUUUAACAUUCAUACUGGCGAGUCAUCCUGGGAGGCUCCUGCCAGGCUAAAGACUUUGCAGGUGCAAGACACAGCGCACGAUGCAACUACAAAUUGGCGCGAGUAUGUCGACGACGAGUCCGGUAUGACAUAUUACCACGACGAAACAAGUGGUGAAAGUCGAUGGGAUAAGCCGGAAAAUUUUUGUCCGAGUCAAACGAUCAGGAAGAAAUGCAGUGAUAAUGAGCCUGAAGAGCAAGUCGCAUCAGAACGACGUGACAAUGAAAUUUCACGAGAGAUUGACACGACGGAACAGAAUGUUCAAUUACAGGAGAUUAAAGACAAACUGCCAGUCGAUAGUAUUCCCAAAAGUACUGAAAAAGAUUCGGGUACAGCUACGGACGCAAGCCAAAAGUCUCAACAAUGGGUAAAGUACGUGGAUGCUGCUAGCAACAAGCCAUACUACUACAACGCAAACACAGGCAAAACGCAAUGGGACAAGCCUGAAAAACUUGAUGAGACCGCAGUAGCUCCCACGGCUUCUGGAAUGACUGCCGAGUAUCAGGCUUAUCUGAAUCGAAUGCGUACAGAUCACCUAACGCGCGUGACGCAGCAAGUCCUAGACCCGUCGGGCAACCUGACCAAGCUAAAUGCUAUACUAAAUGAGAUUGACGGUCAGCCUUCCUCGAAUAAAGCGUCAGAUGAAAAAAAUGAUGCUGAUCUGUCACGAACGCUCAAAUCAGAAUGGCAACAGCAUUUCGACGCUCAGACCCAGCGCUACUAUUACCACAAUGUGGUUACAGGGGUUACACAGUGGGCAAAACCAGACGCACCCAUUGUCUCGGGGUUGUCAGAUUGGAUACCCCCACAAGUCCCCGAGGCUAAUUCGACAAGCGCUGAUACAGUAAAAAAUUCUGGCGAACAAUAUGUUGCCCGAGCAAAAUUUAAUCGGCUGACCGGCAAGUACGAGCAACUCGGCGGUGAUGACUAUUGGAAAAAUGCAGGUAUUGCUACCGAUCGUGCAGGGCGACAAAUGAGCCACUUUUUCGAUAUGACGGAGUUAGAGAGAAAUCGAGAGGAAGCACGGCGUAGAAAGGAGCAAUUGAAGCGAAGGAACAUUGACUGGAAGAAAAUAGCAGCGGAAAAGAAAGCCAAGAAGCGGAAGCAGAGGAACGAAUGGCUGUUUAUUGACUAA